GUCGGUGCAGGUCAUGGGACCAACACUUAUGAAGGUGGCUGCAAGAGUCCUCUUAAGAGGAGCUCUGAGUCGUGGCUUCUGGGUUAAUAUUUAUAGGUCUACAGUGGUUUGUUUCGUAAGACACUUUGACCGAACGUUUGCCUUGGUUUAUCAUUGAAAGCGGUAAAUGCCUGGGGGAAAUUAUUUCUGUAAUUUUAUUCAACCAGCCACAGGCCAUCAUAUAUCCUCCUGUUCAUGGCUUCUGCGUCCACAUCUCCAGAUCCCCUCGUAUCCAAGUCGCAGUGUCUCUUGGUCUCGAUCUCUGUUCCCGUCUCCCCGUGCCCCACGUCCCCUUAUCCCGGGACCUGUCGAUGUUUUAGAGUCUCCGCACUCUCGUGUCCUCACGUCCCCUUGUCACCGUGCCGCAGGAGUGUCCUCGUCCCCGUGUCCCCCAGGAAGUCCCGUGUCUCCACGUCCCGUGUCACCGAGGAAGUCCCCGUGUCUCCGGGUUCCCGUGUCACCGAGGAAGUCCCCGUGUCUCCACGAUCCCGUGUCACCGAGGAAGUCCCCGUGUCUCCACGAUCCCGUGUCACUGAGGAAGUCCCAGUGUCUCCGGGUCCCCGUGUCAUCGUGUCACCGAGGAAGUCCCCGUGUCUCCACGUCCAGUGUCUCCGGGUCCCCGUGUCUCCACGUCCCGUGUCACCGAGGAAGUCCCCGUGUCACCGAGGAAGUCCCCGUGUCUCCGGGUCCCCGUGUCUCCGCGGGAGGGUCCGGUGACCGCCCGCCCGCCCGCCCGCCCGUGCUCGCCGCUGCCUCCGCGUUGCUGAGGCCGCCGCCGCCGCCAGAGAAAGAAUAAGAAGUGAACGAAGAGGCUCUGAGCGCGAUGCCGCGCAGAGGGGCAGAGAAGGAGCCGCUGAGCCGCUUCUAUUCGGUGUCCGAGCCGCGGCUCCAUGAGCGCGGGCACACGGAGUACAAGGUCACGGCGCGGAUCGUGUCCAGGAAACAUCCGGAGAAGAUUUCGGAGACCGUGGUUUGGAGACGCUACAGCGACUUCAAGAAGUUGCAUCGCGACCUGGCCUACAUCCACCGCAACCUCUUCCGCCGCCGCUCGGAGGAGUUUCCUGCUUUUGCGAAGCCCACAAUAUUUGGUCGCUUCGAGGCGGCCGUGCUCGAGGAGCGGCGUGCGAGUGCCGAGAUGCUGCUGCGCUUCGCUGCCACCGUGCCGGCACUCUACAACAGCCAGCAGCUCAAGGACUUCCUGGAGGGAGGCCAUAGCUAUGAGUUAGGAGAGUCUGCUCCUCUGCCAUCUCUGCCCGAACCACUGCUGCCUUUACCGGGCAUCGAUUCCCCGCCAUCCACUCCGCCGCUGCCUGCCAACACCACCAUACCACCUGCACUCCAGCCCUCACACAGCGCGUCAUCAGCUGUUUGCCAGCCUCAAGUUGCAGAUGAGGACUUGGAUCUGCUGGAUGGCCUCACCUCCACGCUGUCUGUGAGCGGAGUAGAAGAUUGUGUCAUCUCCACGGAUCUAUGUCUAGACGAGGCGGGACCUCCAUAUGACACAGCCCCAGUCACCACCACACUAGAUAUGAAGAUUGAGGCACCACGAGAGGGACAAGGCCUGCAUGAAGAAGAGAAGAUGGAGGACACCCAGGGGCAAUACAAAGGGGGUAGAAGCAUGGACGAGAGAGAAAGCGAGAACAAAAGUGACAAGAGUGAGGAUGUUGGUGCUAGGGAUCCCAGCUUGGCCUCUAUUCCUGUAGCUGGACUUUCCCAACAUGAGUUGGAGUUGUUUGACCCCUGCGCCAAGUCAGGAGAGGAGGACGGAGAUUGGUUUGCUGAGCUGCUCGAAGAUGACGUCCUACAUGGCGUUUAGAUUUAGCCAAACGGCACAUCACUUCUGACUUUGCACAGAUGUGACUUCAUUCCAGUGAACAAGCCUUGCCUUUCAAGGACUACAUAAAGGCUUGGAUUAGUUCACUUUCUUCUGAUUGGCCAGCAUUCUAUACACUGGUUAGAUGAACAUUUAAAGGCAUGUGGUGCACAAUGUGAGUGUCACCAGCAUUGCAACCAGUGCAUGCAGGAUGUCUUAAAAACAACAGCCAAAUGAGUGAUGCUUCUGUAAAUAAAUGGUGACGAGGAAUUCCUUGCGGCGGGGACUUUUGACAGGUGUGGACCGGGGUGCGCGCUGCUGGUCUCUGCAGAACCUGCCCAGAUUCUGGGCACCAGUGCAAGGCCAGGAGACCAAAGAAGACACCUCCUUGGCUCGAUGUAGAUGCAUUCCUCGCGUUGUGCUGCUUCUCGUGCUCGCUGUCCAUACACCGUGGCAUGACAAGUUAGCACAACCAAAAAGCCCUUGGUACUGAUGGCUCCAUGAUGAAUCUUUGGUUAGGAGAAUAUGGACAGUAUGAGACUUAAGUGGCUGCAUUGGGCAGGUUGCCGGUUCUUGCCGAGUGCCAAGCCACUGGGGUGCGAGGUGUACGUCAGCCAGGUGUUUUCCAUUUUGUCUUUAAAGCUGCUAAAACUCGUAUGUAUGCAAGUAAAAUAGCAGUUCUGAGCAAACUGGAAAAAAAAACCAGUACAGUGACAGAGAGGAAGUGGUUGUAGCUUAUGUGCACGUGUGUGACGUGGACAAGGCGGUGGAAAGUCGUGGUGACUGUUAAGCAGCACUGCAAGACGCAUCACGUAUUUAAAAUCAUAGUUAAUUGCGUGCGUCCUGCGGGGUUUCACACACUAAUUGAAUAAGUGCACUGGGUUCUCCCGUAUAAUCGCCGGACCCUGUGUUUAGUUUGUUGUGCCCACCCCCCCGCACCUCCGAUUAUCACAGUUUUGGCUGCGUACGUUGCCAAAAAAGUUCAACGUACAAUACACUAGGGUGAAUAUAAAGAAUUAAAAUUCAAUACACUUUUCCUGAUUAAAAGAUUACAACCUGCUCCUGGGCAAGUACUAGGUGGACUGCUGCAUCUCAGAAUAGUGAGAGAUGCGGACGGCUUGGGAAGGCCAUCAUCCAGCAGUGGAUUGGUGGUGGAUGAUCAUGGUGAAAUGAGCACGUAAAAACAAGGUUGAUAAACUGACGAUACAUGUAGACUGAAACCACCGGCUCACGCUUGCAUACUGUAUACUGCAUUUCGGAGAGUUGUUGAAGACGGACUGAGACGACAAUAUUGCAAUGUUCAACUAAAGGGGUGAAGGAAACUUUCCCCCGCGUUAUUUUGAGUAGCGGGUACUGUGGGAAGCGUGUGUGGUGCUGUGGCGUAUCGAGAUAGACGUGCACGUACACGCAUCGUGUUUUACGCGCGGUUUUAGGGAUUUUUUCCACACCAUCGGGUUUAUGCUAAUGCGACAUUGAUGUUGCGCGUGUGGAACGUGUGGCGUUUCGAGCGUGGGUUACGCGGUGGGGUCAGCCGUGCGUGACCCCACGCGGCUCCUCCCAAGCUGCUGUGCCCGGGGAUCAUCGCCGUUCUUGCACGUGCACUGCUAUUGCGACCGGCUUCAAUAAAGCACACGGCUGUUA
Petromyzon marinus (sea lamprey) is the source of this 3493-nucleotide messenger RNA. It is a transcript of the gene SNX15, whose product is annotated as sorting nexin 15. The record is from RefSeq and is a predicted model, not a curated record. NCBI's taxonomy places the organism in Eukaryota, Metazoa, Chordata, Hyperoartia, Petromyzontiformes, Petromyzontidae. Gene Ontology annotation, molecular function: phosphatidylinositol binding.